GUCUGUGUCUGUGUCUCUGUGUGUACGGGGUAACUAUUAAUUGUCAUUUUGGUAGCUUUUCCCAAGUUUAUAUCAACUUUUCUUUUCUGAGCUGAUGCUAGAAUUUCCAUUUCCUGGUAACUAUUAAUUGUUGAAUCCAAUUUCCUUCCAUUUAUAGUAAGCAAAUGGAGUUAUUACUUGCUAUGCCUUCCGGAUGUAACCGCCAUUUUUGAAGCUCAAAAGUCCUUGUUAUCUGCAUAAUCCUAUGGCUCUGCCACUCACCGUCUCCAUGUCGAAUAAAUGGAGCAGAAAGAAACGCCACUUCCCUUUACUCGCAGGUCUUCUCCUGGUUUUCUUAGCUUGUUCGGUUAUCUACAUUGAAUUCAGCAUUCAACAAAUCCAUCAAAGCCCGGAUCAUGUUCUUCACAGUCAACGACAAACUUCAUCAUUUACUUAUGUAAAACCAAAUCUUCCCAAAGGAGCUUCAGAGGUUUUGGAUGGAUCCAGUAGUUGCAACUCUACUAGGAACUACAGUGGGAAGAAAAUCCGGUGGGUCGGCACGGAUGCGGAAUCGAAUCAGCGGAGGAGCAUAAGCCAAGAGAACAGCUGUGAUGUGUUCUCCGGCAAGUGGGUGUUUGAUAACCAAUCGUACCCGCUUUACGAAGAGUCCGACUGUCCUUACAUGUCGGACCAGUUGGCAUGUCAUAAGCAUGGGAGGUCCGAUUUGCAGUAUCAGCACCGGAGAUGGCAGCCUCAUAACUGCAAUUUGAAGAGAUGGGAUGCGACUGAAAUGUGGGAGAAGUUGAGAGGGAAGAGGCUAAUGUUUGUGGGAGAUUCUCUGAAUAGAGGUCAAUGGAUAUCAAUGGUGUGUUUGUUGCAAUCAGUGAUCCCAGCAAAUAAGAGAUCCAUGACUCCUAAUGCUCAGCUUACCAUUUUCAGAGCAGAGGAAUACAAUGCCACCGUGGAAUUUCUCUGGGCUCCGCUUCUGGUUGAGUCCAAUUCUGAUGACCCGGUGAAUCACAGGCUGUCUGAACGAAUUAUCCGUCCGGAUUCAGUACUCAAGCAUUCAGCACAGUGGGAGCAUGCGGAUAUACUAGUUUUUAACUCGUACUUAUGGUGGAGACAGGGCCCAGUUAAGCUGCAAUGGAGUGGUGAGGAAAUUGGAGCCUGCGAGGAGCUCGAUGGGUUAGGAGCAAUGGAACUCGCCAUGGGAGCUUGGGCAGACUGGGUAGCAUCAAAAGUCAUUCCCCUGAAGAAACAUGUCUUUUUCGUUACAAUGUCGCCAACACAUUUCUGGAAAGAAGAGUGGGAAGCUGGAAGUAAAGGAAACUGCUAUAAUGAAACGAGACCUAUCGAUCGGGAAGGCCACUGGGGAAGUGGUUCGGACUUGGCUACCAUGCGCAUGGUGGAUAAAAUGGUUUCUGGUUUGGGUUCGAAGGUAACAGUUAUCAAUAUAACACAACUCUCAGAAUACAGAAAAGAUGGGCACCCUUCCAUCUAUAGAAAGUUUUGGGAGACACUGAGCCCCCGGCAGUUGGGGAACCCUGCAAGCUACUCUGACUGCAUACACUGGUGCUUACCAGGUGUGCCUGAUGUGUGGAAUGAAUUACUGUUCCAUUUUUUGUAAAAAUUAAAUCUUAUUUUAUUUAUGAAUUAAAUGUAAUCAGCUCCCUUGGAUGGGAUGGUUCAUAUUUGGGUUGAGUGGAAAUGAAAUGAUUGUUUUGUUUUGUUUGA
This is a messenger RNA of Gossypium arboreum, 1713 nucleotides long. RefSeq names its product protein trichome birefringence-like 35. Gene Ontology annotation, cellular component: Golgi apparatus. The record is from RefSeq and is a predicted model, not a curated record. Lineage: Eukaryota; Viridiplantae; Streptophyta; Magnoliopsida; Malvales; Malvaceae. Bases 245 to 1606 code for a protein of 453 amino acids. The transcript has 6 exons. Gene Ontology annotation, molecular function: O-acetyltransferase activity.